This is a messenger RNA of Gordionus sp. m RMFG-2023, 2983 nucleotides long. RefSeq lists its product as uncharacterized. NCBI's taxonomy places the organism in Eukaryota, Metazoa, Nematomorpha, Gordioida, Chordodea, Parachordodidae. The record is from RefSeq and is a predicted model, not a curated record. The coding region runs from base 237 to 2585 and encodes 782 amino acids. The transcript has 2 exons.
UUGUUUUUCUAGCUUUUUUAUCAUUAUAAUCCCAUCAUUAUUAAAUAAUAAUUUGUUAAUUUUUUUAAAAAAAAUAGUGCUUAGCGUACUUCCCCUUUAUUCCCUUUAUCUUUUCUAAAAUAAAUUUUUUUUAAAUUUUAUAAACGGCCGAAAGGUUUAACUAAAUAUUUUUUUCCAACGAAUUUUAUUACGAUACGAAAUAUACUCCUUCUUGGGAAUAGAAGCAACUUGCGCAUAUGUGGGCCAAAGUUUUAGAUCUAAAUUACGAUUUAGACAAAUUAUUCUUUGACAUGUCGAGUCAUGCCUUCAAAUCCGAUUUUUGGAACCAUAAAUCACAUUUUUCGAACGGACCUUAUGAUUCGGGAAAUUUUUUAAAUAAAUCCAAUGAUUUUUCGUCGAAUUCUUCCAGUUUAAAUGCUGAAUCCUUUUUUAACAAUCGUAAUCGGCGGGAUCCGAAUCACACAUUUACACGCCAAGUGAUUCGUUAUUUUACUCUGAUGAAAGACAAAUUACGUGGCAAUAAUGGCAAACUUUGUAAAAACGAACGUUUUCAAUACUUUCGAUGCGACAAUCAACAGCUCAAUUUUGGAAGGGAAGAUCGGUACACCGAAAAUUAUGGACAAAACGUGUACUCACAGCAGGUUAAUCUGCCUAAUCAAAAAGUUGAGUGUCAAUCGUACAUGUCAUCGGCUCAAGCAAUAAAGAAAUUGCAUUUACAAUGCAUGGAGAAAAAUGAGUGUAAAGAUGUUCGCUCCUAUUCGGAAACCCGGGUUGGCCAUGUCAAUUAUAACGGUGGGUACAGCAAUAUACACGAAGUCCCAACGCAGGUGAACGCGGAAGGAUUGGCUAAUACGCAAAAGGUACCUCUCUUCACCCACAAUAUUUUCGGACACGGUGAAAUAUCAGCUAUUCAAAUUAGUAGUCGUAAUUAUAAAAAAUCUAACCAACCACCAAACCGUUUAAAAAUUGAAAGCUAUUUAUCCGACAAUCGACAAAUGAGCCUACAUGAACAAUGUUUACCAACUACCAAUUAUGGCGCUAAAAAUGAUCGUCAGACAUCAAAAAAUACGAUAUUAUCCGAAAACAAAAUACAUAGUUCUAUAUCAGCUGAUUCGGAUUCAUUUAUACUGGCUCCUGUAUGCAAAGACAAGGUAAAUCACUGCCAAUUAUCGAAUAUUCCUAUUCCCGUACAUUUUGUCAAAAAUAAGACUCAUGAUAUCCACGGUUUAGCAUAUCGGCCAGAAUAUAUACCAAUUCCUGUACAAAUAAUUAAUGAUAGGGCCAAUCGCGACAAAUUUUUUCAUUCGCCUUUUAGUCCCGCUCGCGUAACCAAAAAAUCGCGUUUAAAUAACUACUCUCUUAAACGUUCGCAGCCAACAAGUAGACCACACAAUUUCAAAAAAAAUUGCUGCCAGGUAAAAAGUACCAUCCCAAUAAUAGUCGAGCCUGAUAGCGAUGUUCUUUCUUCGAACGAAAAUAUCAAUACAUUAGUGUCGCGAAAUGUUCCUGCCUCAUCGCUCGAAAUUAAAGAAAUAGUUAACCCUUCACGUAAUAAGCAUGCCGACAACAUAUUGCCCGACACCUUGUCAGUCCCCAAUUUAAAUUCUUCUACGAAAAAAUCGAGAAAUGGAAGUCUACGGGAUAAAUUUUGGGGUGAGACGAGCAGUUUUUCCGAAUUUAAUCACGAAGGAAAGGUGAAAAAAAUUUUCGGUUUUUAUAAAUCGACCAAAUCUUCCUUAACUAACCGAGCGGCAUUCGAAAAAACGCGAGAAUCAUCUCUCGUUAAUAAGACGAGUGAGAUUCAACCAAAGCUACUCAUAAGAUACCCUAAUCUUAAGGCAUGUGUUAUCGACGAAAAUAUUUAUGAGAAAGUCGAUAAGUUUCAAGAUCACAUGUACACCCUGCCGCUCAAAAUAAGUCAUUCGGAAGCAUCUCAUAAUAACUCUCAAAAAAAUUAUUCGAAUGCGCGUUCUAGCGUGAUCGGAGGUUCUUUUACAGACGAAGAUAGCUCGGAUUUUAGUUCCAUUACGAGCGUAUUAUCCGUUUCAGAUUGUAAUCAGCCCUCGCCUAGUAAUCAGCCCUCGCCUAGUAAUCAGCCCACCUUAAAACGCAAGGAUUCUCCCGACAAUAUAUCUUGUAAUUCAACUACCGUCAAAAUAACAAACGAACAUAAUAAAAAUUUUUCGCCCUCUAAAUAUCAAAAUAUUGACCAACAAAGUUAUAUUACUCAAUCUGUCAUAAAAAAUCUUAAUAUGGAUGUUAUUAAAAGUGACUGGAAGCCAAAACCUGUUAUCAACUCAAACAUUAAAUCCUGGCUUGAUAAUAACCAGCGCGCGCCUUUUUCUAAAGAAGAAUACAAAUGUCAUAUGUCCAACUGCAAGCUUUUCACCAGCACAGAUGUCAAGAAAAUAUCCUGCAAUUUGAAGUACUUGGAGGCAGGAGAUUUAUUAAUCCCCCCUCGUUUAAUGCCAUCUAUUCAAAAGAAACCCGUUACCAAAAAACCCUUAUUUUCUAAUGUUACCGUGACAAUCAAGAAAUCAAAUAACUCUUUUUCUCAUUUUUUUAUACCCGUUAUAUGUCGAUAAAAACUUUUUUUACACGAAUUCUCAAAUCUUAAAUGUUACUUAUAAUAUGUCAAUCGUUAAUUUGUUAAUCAUAAUUAUUGUAAUUUAUAGAAUUUAAUAUAAAAUAUGAAAAUUAUUUUAUUACCUAGGGUGUUUCGUAUGAUAUUUUGGUCUAUAUAAAAGAAAUAUUACAACGGCUGAUUUAUUUAAAUUUAUAUUCGUCUAUUUAUAAUCACAUGACCUGUCAGUAUAACAUUAUUUUACCUAUCCCAUAUCUCUCAAACCUUUAAAUAACCCUAACUCAUAUCUCUAACCUUUAGUCACACUAUUUUUAAAAAAUUUCCUUCAGUUAAACAAUCCUUGAGUUGAGCGAUAAUCGUUACGUAUAUAUAAUAUAAGCGGAUAAAUUUUAACUUAAA